Messenger RNA from Danio rerio (zebrafish), 1159 nucleotides. The record is from RefSeq and is a predicted model, not a curated record. Lineage: Eukaryota; Metazoa; Chordata; Actinopteri; Cypriniformes; Danionidae.
ACAGCAACUCUUGCCAUUUAAACCUGACUAACUUUUAAGCUGAAAAACUCAAUACAAUACAAACUUGAUGAGUUAUUGCACUAAAUACUCUGUAGAUUGAUCAUUACUGUGACACACGAAACGAAAAACACAACUUCUAUUAAGGAAAAAAGUACCAAUAAUUUACUUUCUGUAUUCUUCAGUUGAUUUUGAGAUGGAGGAGAAAAAGAAAGAGGAAAAAAAGAAGGAAAAGGAGGAGAAAAAGAGGAAGAAAAAGGAGGAGUGGAAGAAGAAAAGGAGCUGGAUCUCUUCCUUUUUCAAAUCGAUGUUCUGCUUCACUCUGGAUGUGGAGGAGGAGGAGAGAAAAAAGAACGAGAACAUGAUGGUGGUGAAGGAGGAGAUGGAGGAGGAGGAGAGAAAUUCUGAGCCAAAAUCACCCUCCAUUUCAGCAGACCAAGCCACUGAUGAUGAUCAAGAGGAGACCAUGAAGGAGGAAGAGGAGAAAGUUGAGGAGGUGGAGGUGAAAAUGGUGGAGAAAAAGAAAAGGAAGACUAGACGAGGGAGGAGAGGAAGGAACCGAAAGAAAGAGGAGGAAAUUAUAAAGGAGGAGGAGGAGAAGAAAACUGAGGAAGAGGUGGAAACGAAGGAGAAAAUUGUUGAAGAGAUGGAGAAAAUAAAAAAGGAGGAGGAGGAAGUGGAUAAAACUGAGAUGGUGAAGAAGAAGAUGGAGGAGGUGAACACCAAGAAGGAGGAGGAGGACAAUAUAAUUGAGGAAGAGGAGGAGAUGAGUGAGAAGGAGAAAAAGAGAAUUCAGGAAGAGAAGUGGAAGAACAAGAGAUGGAAGAGUGAGAGAUAUGGAAAGAAAGAGAAGACAAAGGAAGAGAAAAGGGUUGAGAAAGAGAAGUUAAAGAAGGAAAAGAAGAAGAAAAGGGUUGAGAAAGAGAAGUCAAAGAAGAAGAGAUUGAGGGGGAAGAAAAGUAAAAUAACGAAAUGGGACAUGAUGUAUGAGGAGGAGAAGAUCAAGAAGGAUGUAGAGAAAUUGAAGAAGGAGGAAGAGGACGAUGUGGGGUGUGGUGUGAUGAAGGCAGCAUUACAGUUUCAGUGUGGUGGUGGUGAUCGUGUAUAUGUCAUAUAAUAAACAGUUGAUUGUUGUUGUAUUAUAAAUAAACAAUGUAAAACU